UUUAGUUCUCAGCUGAACCUCAAUGAAGAAGGUGUGGGUGUGUUGAACCUCAAUAACCCAAAGACUGUGUGAGGUUUUCUGGGUUCCUUCCUUCCAGUCCACCUCUGCAUGCUGUUUGCGCUAAUAAGGUGUGUAUGUGUUCGUGCGCGCUCUAUAGGUAUGCCAGUCUGUAUUUCUGCUGUGCGGUGGAGGAGCAGGACAACGAACUCAUCACUCUAGAGGUCAUCCACCGCUUCGUAGAGCUACUGGAUAAGUACUUCGGCAGUGUGAGUCUCUCGCUCUCUCUCUCAUUUGACUUCUCUAGCCAACUCUUUCAUUAUCUCUUUAGCCAACUUCAUUCUCUCGCUCCAACUGCUUAUUUCUCACCUCCACUCUCAUCUCAUCAGAUAUUUUCCAUUUCAUCCUCCCUGCUUCUCUUCCAUUUCAUCCUCCCUGCUUCUCUUCCAUUUCAUCCUCCCUGCUUCUCUUCCAUUUCAACCUCCCUGCUUCUCUUCCAUUUCAUCCUCCCUGCUUCUCUUCCAUUUCAUCCUCCCUGCUUCUCUUCCAUUUCAACCUCCCUGCUUCUUCCAUUUCAUCCUCCCUGCUUCUCUUCCAUUUCAUCCUCCCUGCUUCUCUUCCAUUUCAUCCUCCCUGCUUCUCUUCCAUUUCACCCUCCCUGCUUCUCUUCCAUUUCAUCCUCCCUGCUUCUCUUCCAUUUCACCCUCCCUGCUUCUCUUCCAUUUCAUCCUCCCUGCCUCUCUUCUAUAUUACUACCGGACAAUCUAAGGAUUUUCAUGUAAGUCGAUGACUCGCACCAUAUGCUGUUUAUUCCCGCUCACUGUCCCUCUGUUGAUCUAUUCAACUCUCCAUAUUUUCCACCAGUGUCGUCUGUCGGCUAUACAGCCAAUUUGGUUUAGACAUAUUUUCAGCCGGCUGCUUUUUCCACAUAAAUUAACUAGGCAACUUUUCAAUUCACUAGUCAGAAAAAAGUCUGCCGAGCCCCCAACCAUUAGAAUGAACGACAUGGAUCUUCUAGCAAUCUUUUGACAGGCGCCUGUCAGUCACAAAGUGAGCGCUGACAGGGAAACACAGCUGGUUUGACAGUCUGCUGUCUGUCCCGCAUCUCGUUACCUGGGUGUGUGUGUGUGUUGUGUGCGCUGUGGUUGCAGUCGAAUUUCUUUACACAGAGGGAGAACGCAUGAUUUUGCAGGUCCCAUAUAGUAGUGUGGUAACGACGAUUCGAAAUCCACUUAGCCUAUUGUUUGCUGGCACAUACAUUUACCAAGCAAAUCAACCAUAUGUAUUUAUAAAGCCCUUUUUACAUCAGCAGAUGUCACAAAGUGCUUAUACAGAAACCCAGCCUAAAACCCCAAAGAGCAAGAAAUGUAGAUGUAGAAGCAUGGUGGCUAGGAAAUACUCCCUGGAAAGGCAGGAACCUAGGAAGAAACCUAGAGCGGAACCAGGCUCUGAGGAGUGGCCAGUCCUCUUCAGGCUGUGCCGGAUGGAGAUUAUAAGAGUACAUGGCCAUUAAGGCCAGAUCGUUCUUCAAGGUGUUCAAACGUUCAUAUAAUGAACAAAAAUAUAAAUGCAACAUGUAAAGUGUUGGUCCAAUCUUUCAUGAGCUAAAAUAAAAGAUCCCUGAAAUGUUCCUAUGCACAAAAAGCUUAUUUCUCUCUAAUUUUAUGCACAAAUUAGUUUACAUCCCUUUUUUGUGAGCAUUUCUCCUUUGCAAUAUCAAUAAGCUGAUUAAACAGCAUGAUCAUUACACAGAUGCACCUUGUGCUGGGGACAAUAAAAGGCCACUCUAAAAUGUGCAGUUUUGUCACACAACACAAUGCCACAGAUGUCUGAAGUUGAGGGCGCGUGCAAUUGACAUGCUGUCUGCAGGAAUGUCCACCAGAGCUGUUGCCAGAGAAUUCUACUAUAAGCCGCCUCCAACGUCGUUUUAGAGAAUUUGGCAGUACAACUUACCGGCCUUACAACCGCAGACCACGUGUAACCACUCCAGACCAGGACCUCCACAUCCGGGUUCUUCGCCUGCAGGAUUGUCUGAGACCAGCCACCUGGACAACUGAUGAAACUGAGGAGUAUUUCUGUCUGAAAUAAAUACCUUUUUGUGGGGAAAAACUCAUUCUGAUUGCCUCCCCAGUGGGUGGGCCUGUGCCCUCCCAGGCCCACCCAUGGAUGGGCCUAAUGAAUUUAUUUCAAUUGACUGAUUUCCUUAUAUGAACUGUAACUCAGUAAAGUCGUUGAAAUUGUUGCAUGUUGCGUAAUAAUCACCGUGGUUAUAGAUGGUGCAACAGGUCAGCACCUCAGGAGAAAAUGUCAGUUGGCUUUUCAUAGCCGAGCAUACAGAGGUCGAGACAGCAGGUGCAGUAGAGAGGGGGUCGAAACAGCAGGUCCGGAAUAAGGUAGGACGUCUUGUGAACAGGUCAGGGUUCCAUAGCCGCAGGCAGAACAGCAGAAACUGGAUCAGCAGCACAACCAGCUGUGACGGGGAUAGCCAGGAGUCGUCAGGCCAGGUUGUCCUGAGGCAUGGUCCUAGGGCUCAGGUCCUCUGGGAGGGUAGAGAGGGUGAGAGAGAUGGGAGAAUUAGAGGGAGCAUACUUAAGAUCACACAGGACACCAAAUAAGACAGGAGAAUUACACCAGAUAUGACACUAACCCUAGACCCCCCGCACAUAGACUAGGGGUCGUGGGACACUGUGGCCCUGUUCGACGAUACCCCCAGACAGGAUAUAACCCCACCCACUUUGCCAGAGCACAGCCCCACAUCACCAGAGGGAUAUGAACAGACCACCAAUUUACUACCCUGAAACAAGGCAGAGUAUAUCCCACUAAGAUCUUCCCCACCGCAUGAGACCGAGGGGGCGCAAAAUCGGACAGGAAGAUCAUGUCAGUGACUCAUCCCACUCAAGUCGAGUAUAACUAUCCAGCUCCACUCCACAUUUAAUUCUAAAUGCCUACUGCUUGCAAAAUAUUUAUUUUUUACUAUAUACAUAGUUUAUUUGCAGGAUAAGGAUUGUCCUGAAUUUCAAGAAUGCCUGAAUUUCUUCGUCUUGCUUUUCUGGUUGGCUGGCAAUUUUCACCAUCCAAUUAUUUUAGUUUCACCAAUGCACGGACCGUGGCGAUACGUUGGCGCAUGAGAAUUAUUCGAAUAUGGCAAAUAUUAGUCAAUUAUUGCAUUCUAUCCAUGCUGGCUUUCGCAGGCUACCGGAGACAAUCAUACCUGUCAUACCUGUAUUGCAGAUGGCUGAGAAAAUGCCUCUUAAAAGGGAGCUUGAAGCCUGUGAAAGUCAGCAGACUCUUACAGGAUUCUUUAAAGGCCCAGUGCAGUGAAAAUGUAGUUUUUCCUAUGUUUUAUAUCAUAUUGUAGAACAGCUGAUGAAACUUAACACUGUAGAAGUGCAAAAAUGUUUUGGAUCAGUGUUAAUACCUGAUUGCUGCUGGUAAAAUAUACAAUCUAGCAUUAGAAUGUACGUACCAGAGGCCACCAAAAUAGGGCUUGUUCUGCAAAAAUAUCUUAACCUGGGAGAACCCCCGCGCACCCCCCCGGCCAAGGGGAUCUUGGCUGGCUACUUUUUCGAUUUGGCUGGCUCCUCCAUGUGCUUGUGGAAAACACUGCUCUCCACUCCCUAGCUUUGCUUAUACUCUUCUAUUGUGUAAUUGGUGUACGUUUCCUGUAUAUAUUGUAUAUACUGUAUGUAGACUGUGUCAAUUCCUCUGUCUAUAUUUUGUCUAUUGAUGUUGGCACCAUUUCACCAAGUCAAAUUCCUGGUAUAUGUAAAUGUAAUUGGCGAAUAAAGGUGAUUCUGAUUCCACUCUGUGUGUGUGCCCUGGCAGGUAUGUGAGCUGGACAUCAUCUUUAACUUUGAGAAGGCCUACUUUAUACUGGAUGAGUUUCUGAUGGGGGGGGAGAUCCAAGACACGUCCAAGAAGAGUGUACUCAAGGCCAUCGAACAGGCCGACCUACUACAGGAGGUAGGAUUCAGAUUUAGAAAACUUUAAUUCCUCAAUGAGGCAAUUCAUCUAGCAGCAAACACAAUACAUACAAACGAAAUCACAUAUUUAAAAACCGAUAGCAAAGGAUAUUUACUGAAUAAGUUGUUUUUAAAAAGACGUCAAAAUUAGGCUUCAUGUACAGUGAGGGAAAAAAGUAUUUGAUCCCCUGCUGAUUUUGUACGUUUGCCCACUGACAUGAUCAGUCUAUAAUUUUAAUGGUAGGUUUAUUUGAACAGUGAGAGACAGAAUAACAACAAAAAAAUCCAGAAACACGCAUGUCAAAAAUGUUAUAAAUUGAUUUGCAAUUUAAUUAGGGAAAUAAGUAUUUGACCCCUCUGCAAAACAUGACUUAGUACUUGUUGGCAAUCACAGAGGUCAGACGUUUCUUGUAGUUGGCCACCAGGUUUGCACACAUCUCAGGAGGGAUUUUGUCCCACUCCUCUUUGCAGAUCUUCUCCAAGUCAUUAAGGUUUCGAGCCUGACGUUUGGCAACUCGGACCUUCAGCUCCCUCCACAGAUUGGAGACUGGCUAGGCCACUCCAGGACCUUAAUGUGCUUCUUCUUGAGCCACUCCUUUGUUGCCUUGGCCGUGUGUUUUGGGUCAUUGUCAUGCUGGAAUUCCCAUCCACGACCCAUUUUCAAUGCCCUGGCUGAGGGAAGGAGGUUCUCACCCAAGAUUUGACAGUACAUGGCCACGUCCAUCGUCCCUUUGAUGCGGUGAAGUUGUACUGUCCUCUUAGAAGAAAAACACCCCCAAAGCAUAAUGUUUCCACCUCCAUGUUUGACGGUGGGGAUGGUGUUCUUGGGGUCAUAGGCAGCAUUCCUCCUCCUCCAAACACGGCGAGUUGAGUUGAUGCCAAAGAGCUCGAUUUUGGUCUCAUCUGACCACAACACUUUCACCCAGUUCUCCUCUGAAUCAUUCAGAUGUUCAUUGGCAAACUUCGGACGGGCCUGUAUAUGUGCUUUCUUGAGCAGGGGGACCUUGCGGGCGCUGCAGGAUUUCAGUCCUUCACGGCGUAGUGUGUUACCAAUUGUUUUCUUGGUGACUAUGGUCCCAGCUGCCUUGAGAUCAUUGACAAGAUCCUCCCGUGUAGUUCUGGGCUGAUUCCUCAACGAUCUCAUGAUCAUUGCAACUCCACGAGGUGAGAUCUUGCAUGGAGCCCCAGGCCGAGGGAGAUUGACGGUGCUUUUGUGUUUCUUCCAUUUGCGAAUAAUCGCACCAACUGUUGUCACCUUCUCACCAAGCUGCUUGGCGAUGGUCUUGUAGCCCAUUCCAGCCUUGUGUAGGUCUACAAUCUUGUCCCUGACAUCCUUGGAGCGCUCUUUGGUCUUGGCCAUGGUGGAGAGUUUGGAAUCUGAUUGAUUGAUUGCUUCUGUGGACAGGUGUCUUUUAUACAGGUAACAAACUGAGAUUAGGAGCACUAAUCCUAAUCUCAGCUCGUUACCUGUAUAAAAGACACCUGGGAGCCAGAAAUCUUUCUGAUUGAGAGGGGGUCAAAUACUUAUUUCCUUCAUUAAAAUGCAAAUCGAUUUAUAACAUUUUUGACAUGCGUUUUUCUGGAUUUUUGUUGUUGUUAUUCUGUCUCUCACUAUUCAAAUAAACCUACCAUUAAAAUUAUAGACUGAUAAUUUCUUUGUCAGUGGGCAAACGUACAAAAUCAGCACGGGAUCAAAUAAUUUUUUCCCUCACUGUACAUGAUAGGAGUGAUCUCUCUAAUUAAAAAGAAGGAAAAACUCCAGCACACUGGUAUUCUUGAUACUUUGAACAAUUUGAUGGAUCUAUUUACUACCAACGUUUCGGUCUGUUGACCUCCUUCAGGGUAUCUCUCUACCUCACUAUGUGCCCUAUUCAGGCUUGAGAUGAGUUGAUUUGCCAUACGUAAAAAUGUAUGCGCACAUGACUAAGUCGCUUUGGAUAAAAGCGUCUGCUAAAUGGCUUAUUAUUAUAUUAUUGAUUUAACACGGACUUAAGUCAAUUUUAAAAAAACUUAAGUCCAUGUUUUAUUGACUUAAGUCCACGUUGAGUCUACUUAUAUCAAGUCUGAAUCGGGCCUUAUGACUUUACCUAACAUCACUAUGAAUGAUGUAGUUUUAUUUGUCACCAAUUAUUCUGAGCCAUCUGUUCCCCGUCUCCCCCUACAGGAGGACGAGUCUCCAAGAAGUGUUCUAGAGGAGAUGGGCCUGGCGUAGUGACAGCAGGGUACUCUGAUCCCAGCACUUUUUAUCAGGCGACAGACGAAGAGACAGAGGACUUUAGGUUACAUGUGCAAAAGGGUGGAGGAAAGGGGGUUUGACGUGUGUGUGUG
Molecule: messenger RNA, 6287 nt
Organism: Coregonus sp. 'balchen'
Lineage: Eukaryota; Metazoa; Chordata; Actinopteri; Salmoniformes; Salmonidae
Source: the annotation of a GenBank genome assembly